AUGCCCCCAGUGGAAGAAGAAAAGCCCGAGUCAAUUGCAUUGAAGAAGAUUUUGGUGGAGAAAUGCUUGCAUGUAAAAGAGAGAGUAAGUCCUAAGGAGACAGUUCUGGACAUUCAGACAGUAAAACCACAUGAGUUUAAAAUCUCUCUGGAAACAGCUGAUGGAAUACUGAAACCAGAGGGAGACAAGCAGGAGAAAGUGCCUCUUAAAUAUUUUAUCCUGGCCCCUGAAGAAGAGACACCAGAAAUGACAUCUAUAGUUUCAAGAGAGACUACCCUUAGAGGUGAGAAAAUAGAAGUUGAAAUAGAUAACAUUACAUACACAAAGGAUGAACCACCACUACAUGAUGAGGAAUUGAAACUUAUUUCUAUAGCACCUGAACAUGCAGAAAGAGGUUCUGGAGAAGAAAAGGGGAAUGAAAUUAAACUGGUUGUUCAUAGGGAAGGUGCUGUAGAGAAAGUCUCUGGCAAGUUUGAUGUUUUUCAUGAAGGAAAGAUUCCUGUGCAUGAAAAAGAAAAGGAAAUUGCAUCAAAUUACAUGCAUAAACAUAUACCCAGAGAGCCAUAUGAGCCUCAGGACCAGAAAAGACUUCUAGGAAAAGAGAGGAAAUCAAAAAUCAGUUUGCAAACUGAAGAAUAUCCCAAUAAGGACAAAACUUCAUUUGCAAAGGAUAUCACAGAAGCAGGAAUAGCUGAAACUCCUCUGCUUAGAAGUGAAGAAGAGACAAGAGAUUUCACUGUAGAGAAAUCUGAAGUUCCUCUUGGAGAAUCCAUGAAGGAGCAUGGCAUACAAAAUAAAACUCAGUGGAUGAAGAAAUCCGAUACCACGAUAGCUGAAAUUCCUAUAAAUAAGAUUCUUAAUAAAGAAGCAAAGAAAAUGGACAUUAUUCAAGAUGAUGAGAAAGAUGAGAAUCUGAUCUUUACAUCUGCAGAACUACAUUCCUUAGACCUGUCUAAGGAGACUGAACCACCAUUGACAAAAGAUUUUGACCGAGAACACCCCACUGAAGAUGAGGAGGUUCCCAGAGAAAAAGAUUACAUAAACUAUGAACCAUCUGUUUUUAAAGCAGAAGUAGUGGAAUGGAAAGCAGGAGAAAAAAAAUUUGCAGAGGAAGGAGAAGCUCAUUAUGAGGAGAGUUCAGGACAGUUGUUGACUGAGAAAGCACUCCUAACUGACAAAAAACUAGGCAAAAAUACUAUACCAGAGAAGGGAGACAAAACUACCUUCAGCACCCACUUAAAAAAAGACAAAAUUAGACAGUCAAAUGCCCCUGAAAAGCUGCCUGUGGAAAAGGAAGAAUUUGAUAUAGUGAUUACAGGAAAAGGAAUGGAAGAUGAAGUUUCCAUAGGAGAACAUGAAAAGGAAGUCAAAGAUCAAAUAGCUGACAGAUCUGAGUCAGUAAAGAAAGUUCUUAUUCAGCCACCAGGAACUCAAGAUAAAAAACAAUUUCAGGAAGCUCAUAUCAGUCAGGAUGAAGGUAAAGAAACUGCAGCUCUCAAAAGCAGCAAAGAUAAAACUGAAGAAAAUAAACUUUCUUUCAAGAUGGAAGAAGUUAAGCUUUUGGGAAAAGAUUUUCCAGUGACAGAAGGUACAUCAGAUGAAAAAAUAUCAGCUAAACAUGGCAUUGGAAAAAGCACAUCUGUUGCCAUGAAAAAAGAGAAGGGAAAGCUUUCAGACAAAAUACCAUCAAGCAAAGGAAUCCCUGCUAAUGGGGAAGUUACUUACUCCUCAACCAUAGGUAAGAUAAUAACUCCCAAGAAAGCAGAAAGAGAGAAAGAAUACCAGAAAUCAGAACCUGCUCAUGUGGCUGAGCAGGUCAGUAGACUUUCAAGUGAGAACAAGAAUUUGGAUGCACCUGGUGAAUCACAUGAAGUUCUGGAUGUUCCUGCAAAGACUCAUGCAAAGCGAGGUGAGGAAGACCGCUGCCAAAUUCUUCCACGAAGUGCUUGUACUAUUUGCUUCAGGAGAAUACCAUUUGCCAUCGUGAUGUUUGUUUUCGUUCUUUAA
This is a messenger RNA of Mesitornis unicolor (brown roatelo), 2007 nucleotides long. RefSeq lists its product as uncharacterized. The transcript has a single exon. NCBI's taxonomy places the organism in Eukaryota, Metazoa, Chordata, Aves, Mesitornithiformes, Mesitornithidae. Bases 1 to 2007 code for a protein of 668 amino acids. The record is from RefSeq and is a predicted model, not a curated record.